This is a messenger RNA of Eufriesea mexicana, 3053 nucleotides long. RefSeq lists its product as uncharacterized. NCBI's taxonomy places the organism in Eukaryota, Metazoa, Arthropoda, Insecta, Hymenoptera, Apidae. The record is from RefSeq and is a predicted model, not a curated record.
GAUGGGAGAAAAAUGAAGCGCGAGGAUUGGCAUAUACGACCGUAGGAAUGUGGUUGAUGACAAGGGCCAUGGUUUUCCUGCCAGACAUGUAAAAUUUUGCAGAGUAUUCCUCUACUUUUUAUACGAAGUACAGAGGAAUACUCACAUUGGCAAACAAUGGUUCCACCAACUGAUUCUCAAAUUCAAUCUCCUCCAAGAGUUCAAAGAAAAAAACCCUCAAACAUUAAUAAAAUGCCUAAUAGAAGCCAAGUAGAAUCACGUUUAAAUCAAAUUAGGGAUUAUAUCAGAGUUACAUCAACUAUGAUGGAUUCACUUAAUCAAUCCAGUGAUCCAAAUGCUGAAUACAAUAGACAGAAUGCAGAAGAAAAUGGUGAUGUCAGUAGAGAUAUGCAGCUACGUAAGAAAAUGGAGGAAUCACAAAGAAUACUUUCACAACUACAGGAACAUCAAGCCAGCUUGGUGGGAAUGCAAUUACGGGUUAGAGAAAAAUUAAACGAAGCACGGCAAGCGCAACAAGCUCUUUUACAACAAGAAAAUCAGAAUUCAAUCAGGGUGGCACUACCAAUGCCCAUGCAUGUUGAGCAACUUGCAUCUGAAACAGCUGCAUUAAAAGGAAAAUUAGCUCAACUUCAAACAAAGAAAAAAAAUAUGGUUCAUCUUGUAGCAGAAUUACAAGCUGUAGAAAUAUCUGAUAGAGGGAGUUGUGAUUCUGAAGCUCAGAGGAAUUUUAUAAGAGAUAAAGCUGCAGAAUUAGAAGCUAUGGAAGCAGAACUUGUUCAUUUGAAAUCGUUAAUGGAUGAAGCAACAAAAGUACGCGAAUCUCUCGAUUCUAAUUCCGAUGCUGAACCCGAAUUAGAUGUUAAUGGUGAAAUUGCAGCUGAUAUGGACGGCAACGAAGAUGAACAUGGAACAAAUAUUUCAUUAGAACGUCAAAGUGAUAUUGAUGAAGCAAGUCAUGAAAAAAUUAGAAACACUGGAGAUAGGCCAAGUGUUGAAGAAAUUCAGGCGGUCACUCGAGAACUUCGAGAACAAUCAGCUUUGUUACAAAUUACCAGGGCAGAAUUACAACGAAUAAGGCAACCAUUGUCAACAAUGCAUUCUAAUUCUACAUCUGUAUUUCAAAGUUCAACUCCUUCUCCAGCACUCACAACAUCAAUUAGUUCAGUAAAGAAACUAAGUAAUAAUAGCAGUUAUGAAGUUCAAUCUCUGCAAGGACGAAGACGACAAAUUGAUGAUAUUGUGCGGAAGGAUUCAUCUCAAGCAUCUUGUAUGAAUCGUGACAUAGGAAGACCACCUGAUUUAAAUAGUCACAGAAGUUCCAUUUCACACAUUAGUGAUAUAAGUACACCUGCUAAUGUUUGGCCACCUCCAACAAUGAUAGGUGGAUCGAAUGAUCAAAGCGUAGAUGGAGUAUCUUCCGAAAAUUUAAUGGAUAUUGGACCUCAAGCAAUGGCAGUCGAAAAUGGAUUUAGUGGAACUUGGUGGACAACUCCAACGCCACCGUUAAAUCGGUUACAGCACGGUUCAGCGGAGUUUUAUCGACAAUUAUUGUUAGGUUCCCAAGCUCAACAACUUCAAAUGAUGGGAACUACAAUACAACAGUGUUGUCAAUUAUUGUGGUCUCAACAACGUGAAUUAGAGGCUAUGCGUACAGCUAUAUCUCAAUUAGAAGUUCAUCUGAGACAAACACAACCACAACAGCAAAACGAUAGUGAGAAUAACGAUGAAUAUUCUAAUUUAAGUCGCAAUGUUCAUCAUCUUGGAGAAACAUUAGAUUCUGCAUUGCCACCAAGUUCAUCUUUACCAAAUCUGAUGUCAUUACCAAAUUCUUCUCCAGCGUUAUCUCACGUUGUUGCAACAUCUUCUGUUAAUUCGCAGCAUCAACAGCAGCAAUUGAAUAAUCAAGUUCCUCCUGGGAAUAGAGCAAACAACUACUGGGACAAUUUCAGAAGUUAUUCUAGACAAAACUUACUCUCGGGAAGUGUAAAAACAAUGACCGAUACUACUUCAGGAUCUAUUGCAAAUGCAGCUUCUGGAAAUAAUGUAUCAAGUGUUAAUACUUCUCUUAUGAAGGACAAACUCAAUCGGGAUCAAGGAGCCGAUAAUAUACCCCCACCUCCAUUGAGUGGAGUAGAAUCACAAUGUUCUUCCAACUUGCAAUUACAAUCUAAUUUGCAGCAACAGGAAUGCGAAAAUACUGUUAUACGUAGCAAUAUUUUAACAAAUGAAGUAUCUCAACAGCAAGUUGAUAAUAUUUGGGAAGAAACACAUUCAUCAUUUCGAUUACCAUCUGUAGUAAAUGACGAUAAUCCAUUUCAAAAUUUAAGCUCCGAAUUGAAAGAAGAACUAAGUUCACUUAUUUCUAUCAAUAAAGUACGACCAGACUAUCUGGUUAUUAUAUUAAGAGAAAUUCAAGCAAUAAGCAGAGAUCGCAGAUUGCGUUCUCGUUUGUGGAGAACAUUACGUGUUUUACAAGGUGCACGGAUUUUAAGAAAUCCAUUGAAUAAAACAACUGAUCCAACUGUCAGUGAAAGCUGGCAGACUAGUGAUGAAGAUUCUGAGGUAGAUGUACUAAUCGGUUUGACACCAGUAAAACAUCCUGCAGCAGAUUUAGUCGUAUCAUCACAAGCAGGCACUUCUUCAUCACCUACUGUACAUGUAUCCUUAUUAGAUCAUUUGUAUUUACCUGGUAUUCAUUUAGCUAAUUCUGCAAGUGUUUUACCUUUAACAUCUUCUACUAAAUCAGGUUACAAUGAAGAUCUGGCAGAAGCAGAUCAAUCAAGACCUGAAUCUUCUGGUAAUCAACAGAUUCCCGAUAACCAGGAAGAGAAUGAACAGGAUCAAGGUGAAGACAGUUGUCGAACUGCUGAAGCAAAAUUUGAUGAAAAUGAUUUGGAGAGUUUAGCUGCAAAAGCUGAAGAUGAGAGACAUGAAGUUAAUGCAAUGAUAUUCUGAACUUGAAUAUCAUUAAAAAGCAUCUUUAGUUGUAUUUAUAUUAAUUGAACAUAUCUUUUGUUUGUUAUACAUAUUUUGUAAUUGAAUUGUGAUGACAU